This is a messenger RNA of Durio zibethinus, 2149 nucleotides long. RefSeq names its product Seryl-tRNA synthetase (gene SRS). NCBI's taxonomy places the organism in Eukaryota, Viridiplantae, Streptophyta, Magnoliopsida, Malvales, Malvaceae. The record is from RefSeq and is a predicted model, not a curated record. Gene Ontology annotation, biological process: seryl-tRNA aminoacylation. Gene Ontology annotation, molecular function: serine-tRNA ligase activity; ATP binding.
GUGUCUCUUGGAACCUCGAUGAACGGCCUAGAUGCCCAUUUUAAGGAUGUCUCCUGGAUCAACGUGGAGACAUACUAGCUUCCUAUUGGUCCACAAACUUGAACUAGGCGGUUUUUUCUCAAAACUUCGGCUCACCGCGCCGACAUCCAACUACGUCGUCGUUUAUCUCAAACUGGAAUAAAAAGUGGCAAUGGAAACGGCGGCGUUUGUCACUGUCCUAUAGAAUCUAUUCCUGCGAGACAGAAGAACACGUGUUUAGACAUGAUUGGUCAAGUUAACCUAAAAUUGCUUUUUUUUUUUUUUUUGCAGUUUUUUAAUUUCUACGAAAGAAGAUAACUUUAAUAGACAGAGUCUCAUAUCAUUCAAGCUGAGGCGAAAGCUAUGGCGUUACACUGUCAUUUAAGCGGGACGACAAUCCAAUCCCUAAAAGUGGCUACGAUUCCAAUCUCAUCUUCCUCGCCACGGUUCAUUUUCCGUUCACUUCCCAAAACCCUAAACCUCACUUUAUUUUCCCGCCACAGUCCACCGAAAACACCGCUUUUUACUCUUCUCAUUAGAGCCCUUUCAGCCCCGGCUGUGGCUACCUCACCCGCCGCCGAAAUUUCCGAUGAUAAAGUUGUAAAGCCGCAAUGGAAGGCUGCUAUAGAUUUCAAGUGGAUAAGGGAUAAUAAAGAAGCCGUUGCUGUUAAUAUUAAGAAUAGGAAUUCCAAUGCAAAUUUGGAGCUUGUCCUUGAACUUUAUGAUAAAAUGUUGAAUCUUCAAAAGGAAGUUGAGCGGCUUCGAAGGGAAAGGAAUAAUGUUGCAAACAAGGUGAAAGGCAAAUUGGAACCUUCUGAGCGUCAAAAGCUCAUAGAAGAAGGAAAGAAUUUGAAGGAAGGACUUGUGACUUUGGAAGAAGACCUUAUCAAAUUAAGUGAUGAGCUUCAGCUUGAAGCGCAAUGUAUACCAAAUAUGACUCACCCGGCUGUUCCAAUUGGAGGGGAAUAUAAUUCAAACUUGAGGAAUAUGGUUGGUAGCCCCCGUACAUUUGACUUCCCUGUCAAGGAUCAUCUUCAAAUUGGGAAGGAGCUAGAUCUAUUUGAUUUUGAUGCUGCUGCAGAGGUAAGUGGUUCAAAAUUUUACUACCUGAAGAAUGAAGCAGUGAUGCUGGAAAUGGCCCUCGUGAACUGGACACUGACAGAAGUCAUGAAAAGGGGCUUUACACCACUGACAACACCGGAAAUUGUCAGGUCAUCUGUUGUUGAAAAAUGUGGCUUCCAGCCUCGUGGAGAAAAUACGCAGGUUUAUUCCAUUGAGGAUACUGACCAGUGCCUCAUUGGCACCGCAGAGAUUCCUGUAGGGGGAAUUCACAUGAAUUCUAUUGUUGCUGAGUCCUCAUUACCCCUAAAAUAUGUGGCAUUUUCCCAUUGUUUUCGUACUGAGGCUGGCGCUGCUGGCACAGCAACAAGGGGUCUUUAUAGAGUACACCAAUUCAGCAAGGUGGAAAUGUUUAUUUUAUGCAGACCAGAGGAAAGUGAUAUGUAUCAUGAGGAGCUUAUUAAAAUUGAAGAAGACCUCUUUUCGUCUCUAGGAUUGCAUUUCGUAUCUUUAGAUAUGGCUACCGGGGACCUGGGUGCACCUGCAUAUCGUAAAUUUGAUGUGGAGGCAUGGAUGCCAGGUUUAGAACGCUACGGUGAGAUAUCAAGUGCAUCAAAUUGUACUGACUAUCAAAGCCGCCGACUGGGCAUUCGGUAUCGUCCAUCAGAAUCACCCUCAACAACUUCCAAGAAGGGUAAAACCAACCUUGCUGCAGCCAGAUUUGUUCAUACAUUAAAUGCAACAGCAUGUGCAGUUCCUAGGAUCCUCGUUUGUUUGCUGGAGAAUUUUCAGCAAGAAGAUGGCUCGGUUAUUAUUCCACAUCGAUUAAGACCAUUCAUGGGUGGGACUGAACUUAUAUCUCCUAAAUCUAGAUGAAACGGAUUCGUGGUAACAAUAAUCCUCUCAUGGGGGUAUUUUCCAUAAGUUUAGGCAUGUUGUAGUCUCUGAAAAAAGAGAAAAUGGGAAAAGACAUAGAAAGUUUAUGUUGGAGGAAAAACAAAGAAAAAACUGAAAGUACAUUUUUUCCAAGAAUUGGAGAGUGAUUAAUAUUUCUGAGGUUUUGUUGAAUUUG